Cheilinus undulatus (humphead wrasse) is the source of this 784-nucleotide messenger RNA. RefSeq names its product histone H2A-like. The coding region runs from base 1 to 741 and encodes 246 amino acids. The record is from RefSeq and is a predicted model, not a curated record. Gene Ontology annotation, cellular component: nucleosome. Gene Ontology annotation, molecular function: structural constituent of chromatin; DNA binding; protein heterodimerization activity. The transcript has 2 exons. Lineage: Eukaryota; Metazoa; Chordata; Actinopteri; Labriformes; Labridae.
AUGAGCGGAAGAGGCAAAACCGGUGGUAAAGCCAGAGCCAAGGCAAAGACCCGCUCCUCUCGCGCCGGGCUCCAGUUCCCGGUCGGUCGUGUCCACAGACUGCUCCGUAAGGGGAACUAUGCUCAACGUGUGGGAGCCGGAGCCCCCGUCUACCUGGCGGCUGUGCUCGAGUACCUGACCGCUGAGAUCCUGGAGCUGGCCGGGAACGCUGCCCGGGACAACAAGAAGACCAGGAUCAUCCCCCGUCACCUGCAGCUGGCUGUCCGCAACGACGAGGAGCUCAACAAGCUGCUGGGAGGAGUCACCAUCGCUCAGGGCGGCGUGCUGCCAAACAUCCAGGCUGUUCUGCUGCCCAAGAAGACCGAGAAGGCCGUGCCUGAUACAGUGAAAGCGCCCAAGAAGGGCUCCAAGAAAGCCGUGUCUAAGGCCACCAAGAGCGGCAAGAAGAGAAAGAGGAGCAGGAAAGAGAGCUACGCCAUCUACGUCUAUAAGGUUCUGAAGCAGGUCCACCCUGACACCGGGAUCUCCUCUAAGGCCAUGGGCAUCAUGAACUCGUUUGUGAGUGAUAUCUUCGAGCGCAUCGCCGGGGAGGCCUCUCGUCUGGCUCACUACAACAAGCGCUCCACCAUCACCUCCAGGGAGAUCCAGACCGCCGUCCGCCUGCUGCUGCCCGGAGAGCUGGCCAAGCACGCCGUGUCUGAGGGCACCAAGGCUGUCACCAAGUACACCAGCUCCAAGUAAACCUGCUGUUAGUCCGGAAACCUAACCCAAAGGUCCUUUUCAG